AUGGAAGCUCGGGAGUCAAUAGAUGUAAAGAUGGUAGUGGAAGAAUCAGGAGUAGAGACGAAUUUAAUUUCAGGUACCGAGUGCACUACUGAAAAUACAAAUUUAACUCUUGAGGCCCGAGAAAAUGCAGUAGUUGAUCAGAAAGAUGAAUCGAUGAAACUAAAACAGUCGGAACUGGAAGUGGAUCACGAAUUAAUUUGUAUUGAUUUCUUUUUGAGAUACAUUUCAAAUCUGUAUCCUUUAUGGGCAGAAUAUGGAGAUAACUUAAUGUUUCAUAUAGCUCAAAUAUAUGGAGCUAUUAGCAAAGAAGAGUUCAGACCAUACUUGCAGAUAAUAGAAUGUAUUGGAUUGAAGAUGAACGAAAAAAUGAAACCUGAUCAUUAUAAAACUAUUUCCAGUGAGUUAAAUCGUAAAACUAGAUCUAGUAAUUCUAUAAUUGAUAACCAGGGAUAUCCUCUGGAUAUCGAGAAGUGUGAUUCCCAGGUUUGUAUUCGUGCAAUUUCUCAUUUAGACUCUUAUAGGGAGUGGUUGGAUGGAAUGCUAACUGGGACUGAUUGUAGAUUAGAGUCUGUAUCUCAAGUUUCUGAAAGUCUAGAGGGACAGAUUGGAAAACCAAUUAGUGAAUGGAAGCCAGCCAAUUUAACUGGAGAAUUGGUGCUUCCUCUAGUUUAUCAGGCAUAUGUCACAAUGGAAAUAAAACGUGGAGGAGAUCCUGGUCAAAAUGGUAGACAUGUAGAGGACUUUAGCUCUGCUGUAACUGAGAAAUCUGGAGGUUUAAACAAUUUAGGGAAGUCCAGCGUACCCAACAACUCACCAUCCAAAGUGGGAAAUGAAGUUGGUGUUACUUAUGAGAAAAAUAGAGAUCGCUGGGUUGCAGUUUGGACAGAGAAUGGUAUUAGAAGAAGCCGGAUUUUUAAUGUUAAACAGUAUGGUUAUGACACAGCAAGAGAAAUGGCUAUUCAGUAUAGAAGAGAACAACUUGCUAAUAUUAACAACAAAAUUCCGACUGUAACUCCUGUGCAAGCCGUCAGAACUAACAAGAGAAGCAGAAGAUCCAUAGAAGGAACAGGCCGUUCAGGAAGGACAUCUCCUUCAGCAUAUAAUACAAGAAACUCCUCUUUAGAUGCAAUAAGCUUACAAAAUCCUGAUUUUGAGGUAUUUUAUGAUCAAGAAAAGGAUUCAUGGAUUUGUAGAAACUCUGUAAAUACUCUAGAACAAGAAACUCUCUUUUCUGUUGAAGAAUUUGGUACAGAAAAGGCGAGACAGCUUGCAAUAGAAAAAGCAGGUGGUUUGGCUGAUGAGACAUCAUUUACACCAGUAAAAAAAGUUUCUUCUAGAGCUUCAGCUUCAAAAGGAACAUUAUUUACUCCGAAAAGAAAGGAUUCUCAAGGUACUGAUGGUACCGCAUUAAAUGUCUCAGGAGAAGGACAUGCAACAUCAUCUUCAUCAUUUAGAAUAAGGAUUGCAACAAAUGCUUCAAAUUCAAAGGGUGAACAAGGAUCAGGCCAAUUUGGGAAUGGUACUCAGAAUUUUUCUUCUGAGCAAAAUACAGGAGGCAGAUCAGAAUCAAGGAAAUCUGCCUCUGGGGAGGAGUUUUUGGUAUACCACGGAAAAAAGUACUAUUUUGGGCCUGUGAUCGAGGGAAUACGUUAUGAUAAGAUCCAGAAUAGGUGGGUGACCGGCUAUGUUGGACAGGAUGGGAGGAAACGUUAUAAAUAUUUCAGUAUUGGAGCUUACGGAUUUGAAGGGUCCCGUCAGCUUGCUAUAGAAUAUAGAGAAAGUAUGUACUCAAGUACAAAAGGUGUUGAUAAACUAAGUGAGUUCCUACAGACUGUGAUUCAAGGAUUUCCUGCACAUGAAGAUGGAGUUCUGCAAGAUGUCUCAUUUGAAGAUUUAACGAUACAUAAGGGUCAAUUAAAGGAUGGAUCAGAAAGAUGUUAUCUCUGUAUUCCAUCAAAAGGAGACUUUUUGGUGACAACUCCAACAGAUCCGGGGGAUGAACAGGUGAAUUUUCUACUUAAUAGGUAUAGAUCAGUUUUACAAAAUAAUGGAGGUAAGGAAGAACACCUACUUAAGGAGUCUAUUUUGGCUUGUGUUAGGUCAGACCUUAAGUCGCCCUCAGCUUUGAUAAAUUCUAGCCUCGACACAAUUACACAAAAAGGAGAGAAUUUAGGGAUUCCAACAGAAAUUCAAAACGAGACUGAAGUUUCAAUUAGAUCGGAGGACGUAGUGAUGCAAGAUCUUGAGAAGAAAAAAGAAGGUGAUGAUAAAGUUGUCAAAAUACUAAUAAACUCAACAAACGAGACUUUAAAGAAAGAAGGUAGACAAGAGGAGUUAAUCCAGAGUUUAAAGGAGGAUCCAGGCAAGAAAAUAGAUGAAGGAAGUUUAUUAAGUGCUAGUCCUGUGGUAAACUUGGAUUUUUCAAAGGGCAUUGAAGAGCCUUUAGGUUCUCCUUCAAAAAUGGGAACCCCAUCUUCUAGAAGUACGGACUCUAUACAUGAUUGUAUUGUAACUACAUAUGACGACUCAAUGUUUAUAGAAAUUGAAGAUAAAUCGUCCCCUAAUGGACGAAAAAGAUUUUUUAUUGGCCCAGAAAUUGAUGGAGUUUCGUAUAACCCUACAAUACAUCGCUGGGUUACUCAAUAUGACAUAGAUGGGGUUUCCAUGACCAAAAACUUUAGUGUAAAAAGUUAUGGUUUUGAGAAGUCCAGAUAUUUGGCAAUCCAGUGGAGAAUUAAAUAUAAUGGAGAGCCUUCCCAGCUAAGUCAACUCGUCCGAGCUCUCCAUGACCAGGGAAUAGAGUAUCCUCCAAAGUGA
Messenger RNA from Cryptosporidium ubiquitum, 2817 nucleotides. RefSeq lists its product as uncharacterized. The transcript has a single exon. Gene Ontology annotation, biological process: regulation of DNA-templated transcription. NCBI's taxonomy places the organism in Eukaryota, Apicomplexa, Conoidasida, Eucoccidiorida, Cryptosporidiidae. Gene Ontology annotation, molecular function: DNA-binding transcription factor activity. Bases 1 to 2817 code for a protein of 938 amino acids. The record is from RefSeq and is a predicted model, not a curated record.